Messenger RNA from Fibroporia radiculosa, 651 nucleotides. RefSeq lists its product as uncharacterized. Lineage: Eukaryota; Fungi; Basidiomycota; Agaricomycetes; Polyporales; Fibroporiaceae. Bases 1 to 651 code for a protein of 216 amino acids. The record is from RefSeq and is a predicted model, not a curated record. The transcript has a single exon.
AUGUCCACCAUAAGGACGAUGGUCUGGACCCCAGUGUCGAUAGGCUACGACAACGUCACCCCCUGGUUAGUUGCGCGGGGGUGUCGUCCCCGAAACAUGACGCUCGUUUUCUCGCCUUGGCAUUGGAAUUUUGAUACUUCUAUCCACGAGACCCUCAUUGCUGCAGGAACAGCGUUGGAUCAUCUUUCGCUAUUUAUCUAUGAUUUUUGCAAGAUAACACCUGAAUUCUCUCGCAUUCCAGCAAACCCCAAAAUAUCGACGUUGUGUAUUCGUUUGGUGAACAGCGACUCCUCCAUUGGGUAUUCCCGUGUCGCACCAUUUGUCAAUCUGCCUGCCCUAUGCGAGGUACUCCAGAGUAUUGGGACUAAGCAUACCAAGCUGCAGCAGUUACUAUUGGGCUUCGAGCUUGAUCAGCCAUGUCUGGAUACCGACUGGUCGGAGACGGACGCCCUCCUUGCUCGCAUUCUUAUAUUCCGCCCGCACCUUGCUGUCACAAUCCGCGUUUCCCCUCAUAGCAAGCGAAAUGAUGGACAUGAGUGGAUGGGGUCCUUCGUGAGAGCGAUGCUCGACGGUCUGUCGCGUUCGCUGGCGACGGCAGGCCGUGUGACCCUGGUAUGGGCCUUCCAUCGUAGUCAGCUUCUUGACUCGUAA